Messenger RNA from Trichoderma asperellum CBS 433.97, 1001 nucleotides. RefSeq lists its product as uncharacterized. NCBI's taxonomy places the organism in Eukaryota, Fungi, Ascomycota, Sordariomycetes, Hypocreales, Hypocreaceae. Gene Ontology annotation, biological process: glutathione metabolic process. The record is from RefSeq and is a predicted model, not a curated record. Gene Ontology annotation, molecular function: glutathione transferase activity.
CCAGCAUUCGCCAACUGCAUUCAGUUGAGCGAAAUAAAGCCUUCAGCUAUUCCGCACCAACCAGUUUUCCGAAUCAACAAACCAAUCUUUAACAUUCACAAUGGCUGCCGAAACAAUCCCCACACUCCACUACUUUGAUCUCGGUACACUCGGCCGUGGUGAAGUCAUACGCCUUUUCUUACGAGAUGCUGGCAUUGAAUUCAAGGAUAUCCGGCACCGAUAUGGCACAUGGUCCGUUGAAAGUGACAAAUUCAAGCAGCAAGGCAUCACCCGAACCGGCAAGUUGCCUGCCCUUAUCAUAAACGGCACCAUCUUAAAUCAACAUGUUCCUAUUUUGCGAUAUCUGUCUCGAGACCUUGGCCGCUAUGACGGCGAGACAAACCAUAAGAAAUUCCAGGUAGAUGCUGUGGCUGACAAUUAUAUCGACUGGAGGGCCCAAUGGGUGGCAAACAUUGGGAAUCCCUCAGACGAUUACAAGAACAAAUUUCUUCCCAUGUAUUAUGCCGCCGUUGCAAAGUACUACUCUGAGAACAACGGCCCCUAUCUCCUUGGGGAUAAAAUAACCUAUGCCGACUUCGCUGUCUACCAAUCAGUCGACAACGAUGAGCGAAUAGGAGCUCUGCCGACCGAACUACCCGCAGAGAUUGUAAAACUUCGAGAAGCCAUUGAGGGGCGACCAAAUAUUGCAGCUUAUAUUAAAGAGAACCGCCCUAACAAGGCAUAAGAUGUCAAACAAUCAGAGUUUCAUGACCUUGGCAUUUUGUUUGAAUAAAUGCCCUUUGGAUAAACAGGGUGGUGCAAUACUUAUUUCUCUCAUUAGCCAUGAGUAUCACCCUACUGGUUAAACUGGAAAGACCAUAUGUACCUAUUGAUAGGAAAUGAAAUUCGUAUCAUACAAUGAUCUCUAAAUCUGGGCAAUUUGGAAGGCUGUAGGUUUGCUUCGUCCACAGUUCCUGGAUCACCUUCCUAGGUUGACGUGUAAAAGGUCGCUCAUCGCUCAG